This is a messenger RNA of Penicillium daleae, 819 nucleotides long. RefSeq lists its product as uncharacterized. The transcript has 3 exons. The coding region runs from base 1 to 819 and encodes 272 amino acids. The record is from RefSeq and is a predicted model, not a curated record. NCBI's taxonomy places the organism in Eukaryota, Fungi, Ascomycota, Eurotiomycetes, Eurotiales, Aspergillaceae.
AUGUCGAAUUUUAUGCACAAGUUCAAGGACGCUGUCACUGAUCGCCACGAUCAAGACUCGGUGCCCCCGAACGAAGCCCCUGGAGCACAAAGUGCCUACAAACCCACCAAUCCUUAUGCAAAGGAUUCUGCACCAACCCAGAACAACCCAUCGAUGAAUGACGAAUUUGGGCCGGAAGCUCGCCGUGGCAUUGGCAACACCGGUGCAGCUAGGGUUCCUGAUACAGGCUCGGCCACAACAGGUACUAGCACGACCAAUGCUGGGCCUCACAACUCCAAGCUGGGCAACAAGAUGGACCCUCGUGUAGAUAGUGACCUUGACCACCGAGCCCAGAAUCCCAGAACCAUGGGAGCCCAAAACACCGUCGGUGCCCGUCAGGCCAUGAACACAGGUGACAUGGCCCCUAGUGGACACCCUCGCACGUACGGCACGGAUAACCACGCAGCUAAUGAAGAUAACUACAACAAAGCUACACAAGAACACAAUAGGCACUCUGAGCCCGGUGCCCCGGGGUCUGGCGUUCAGUUCACCAGCGAGGAUAACUCCAGCAGCUCUACGCAGGAACAUAAAUCCCACACAGCCACUACCCACGCUACACCUUGUGAAAUGAAUCCUCGUGCUGAGCCGGGUCUUCAAGGCGGCGUGGCACAACCCGAAUUUGGCGGCGGUGCUGCUGGAGGCAGUAGCUAUACCCAGCCACCUGUCAGAGACACAGCUGGUAUGCAAAACCCCAAUCGCAUGGGCAAAGUUGAUCCGCAAGCCCAGGGCAUGGGAGGAUACCCACAGAAUGAGAUGGGAAAUCAGAGGAGCGGAUAUUGA